AUAUAUAUGUAUGUAUUUAUAUAUAUAUUUAUAAAUUAAGUGAAGAUAGGGCGACGCCAAAGCGGAAAUGAGCACACUCCAUUUAUAAACCGGAGGGCGGCGAUCAACGACAACGACAGAAAGAAAUAAAGACCUCGCAACAUGCCGGAAGAGAAGGCAUCCAAUCUUGAGAAUGGCCAGACAACGGCAGCAUCCACACCCAGCCACAGCCAGAAGGCCAAACGCCAGAAGACCCCAACACGCCGACGGCCACCCAAUGAGGGGGACGUCGUCGCCGGUGGUGUGGGCAUCACCGGUGGCGGUGUGGUCAUCCUGCCCCAGCACGUACUCAACGAACUCUAUCACAACUAUUCCAUCAAGCAGCGACGCAGCGGCCUCAAGUGGUUCCUAUUUGCGGCCGUCCUCUUCAAUCUGUGGACGAUUUGCAUACCAUGGGAGCAGGCCCUGCCCACCCGGGUGGUGAACUGCAGCAUGUUGUUGGCCUACAUGGCGCUAACGGCUCUGUUGCACAUUGGACGUGGUUCGGAGCAGCCCUCAUUGAGACGCUUCCACCAAUCGUUGCUGACGAUUGUGCCACGUGCCCUGUGGUUUCUGUCGAUGCUCCAUUUCGCCGCCUAUGUGAUGCUGCAGGACAGCUUCUCGCCGCGGGAUGUACUCGGCUGGGCCAUAUUGUUAAACUUUCUGAUAUAUGUGACGCUGCCAUUGCCACUGAUUUUUCUGGGCUUAGUCAUUGGCUUUUGCACGUACUUCAAUUGCCUGAGUCUGCCGGUGGGCUUCUCACGGCCGGAUCGGUUAAUCUCCGAUCAGGCGGCGGCUAAUGCGGUUUUGAUAGCGACCGCGGCGUUAAUUGGCCUAUUGUAUUACUUUAUGGGCGAGGCCAAGCAGAAGCGUGCCUUUUUGGAGGCCAAGAAGAGUCUGGAAGUUAAGAUGGUCAUCGAGGAGCAGUCGGCGGAGCAGGAACGUUUGCUAUUAUCUGUGCUGCCCAAGCACGUGGCCAUUAAGAUGCGCGAGGAUUUGGGCUCAUCCAGCUCGGAGGCAUUCAAAAAGAUCUACAUGAGUCGGCAUGAGAAUGUUAGCAUACUGUAUGCGGACAUUGUCGGUUUCACCGCCAUCUCCUCGACGUAUAGCGCCCAAGAUCUGGUGAAAAUGCUAAACGAGCUCUUCGCACGCUUCGAUAGGCUCGCCGAGAAGUAUCAACAACUGCGCAUCAAAAUUCUCGGUGAUUGCUAUUAUUGCAUUAGUGGAGCGCCCGACGAGCGACCGGAUCAUGCCGUGCUCUGUGUACACAUGGGACUUUCAAUGGUGAAGGCCAUCAAAUAUGUGCAACAGAAGGCGAACUCACCUGUUGAUAUGCGUGUGGGCAUACACACGGGAGCUGUCCUGGCCGGCAUUCUUGGCCAGCGUCAGUGGCAGUUUGACGUUUACUCCAAGGACGUUGAGCUGGCUAAUAAAAUGGAGUCGAGCGGCAAGGCCGGACGCGUGCACAUUUCCGACAAGACAUUGGCCUUCCUCAAUGGCGAGUUCGAGGUGGAGCCCGCCUUUGGUGAGAAGCGCGAGGAACUGCUUCGCAUAGCGGGCCUAAAGACCUACUUCAUUACCAAAGUGGUUAAGCCGUUCGCCUCACCGUGCAGCAAGAAAAUCAACGAAUCCAAGUCGGAGGAUGCCAAUCACAGUCCCGACUCGAAUGCAAGCAGCAACGAUAGCAACGAGAAUGCUGGCGAUGACAAUGAUGCCACCCUGGAUGAUGAGGAGCUGCUGGCCCAGAGCGUCGUCAUCAACGGACACAAUCCAACGGCCGCCGAGGAUGAGGAGGAGCAAAUCAAGCUGGAGAAUUUCAAGCAGCGCUUGAAGGAUGAGCUCGUCACACGCGAUGGACAUGAAAAUCUGACCAAGGACACAAACAUAUUUCUGCGCUUCAAGAACCCGCAGCUGGAACAGGCCUAUGCCGUCUAUCGUGAACCGUACAGCUCUCUGCCAUUGCUGGCCGCAUUGCUGGUGCAGUGCAUCGAUGUGUUGUACUCCUAUCUGGUGUUGCCACGUUCGACGUUGCAUUUCAUUAAUAUUGCGGCACCGCUGGUGCCAAUUGCAAUGCUGGUGGCAAUUAGCAUUGCGGAAAGCUUUGGUGGCAUGCUGCCCAAGUUCUUUGUGGACGUGAGCAAGCGAUUCAAUGACAUUACCUUCGUGCGCGAACUGGCGGCCAUAAUUAUAGCACUCACCAUUGGGCUGAGCAACGUCAUCGACAUGUUCUUCUUUGUCACCUUCGUUCGCACCGAGCACAUUGUGAGCGAGAGUGAAUUCAAUGCCACGGCCGGACUGGAGGAGGUGGUCACCGCCGAGCACCUACUUCCCGAAUCCUUUGUGGAGCAAAUGCGGGACGCGGUGCCAACCGAACGUGUCCUAUAUCCGUCCUAUCUGAGCAACUUCAGUGUCCUUAUACUCAUCGCAAUCGCUGUGAUUGCUCAGCUCACCCAUUUGACCAAGAUCUUGCUGCUCUUGUCCAUUGCUGCUCUACAUUGCUAUUUUAAUGUGUGCAUCAUGCAGGAUUUAUACGUACUGGAAGAUGAUCUAGCAAAUCAGCCACUCAUAUCAACACGUUACUGUGCCUCAGGUCUGCUACUGGUUGCCGCAUUGUCGCUCAGCUUUCUGGCGCGUCAUAUGGAUCAUGAGGAUCGCGUAAUCUUCAAAUGGAAAACCGAGGUGGCCGAACAGAAGGAAACCGCCAACGAUAUGCGACAACGAAAUGAGGCAUUGGUCUACAAUGUGUUGCCGGUGCACGUCGCCGAGCAUUUUAUGAAGAACACAAAGCGUUCCCAUGACGAUCUCUACUCCCAGAGCUAUGCCGAGGUGGGCGUUCUAUUUGCCAGCAUGCCCAACUUUUCAGACUUUUACUCGGAGGAAACAGUUAACAAUCAGGGCUUGGAGUGUCUGCGUUUUCUCAAUGAGGUCAUCUCUGACUUCGAUGCGCUGCUGGAAUUGCCACAAUUCCAGGACAUAAUUAAAAUCAAGACCAUUGGAUCCACGUAUAUGGCGGCCAGUGGGAUUAAUUUGCAGCGCAAUCUGCGCAACGAUGCACCAAUUACCGAACGCUGGUCCCAUCUGGCCGUGCUCGUGGAGUUUGCCUUGGAGCUGAAGCAUGCGCUGCAGGGCAUCAAUGAGCAGUCCUUCAAUCAUUUCGUAUUGAAAAUGGGCAUCAAUCAUGGACCGAUAACGGCUGGUGUGAUUGGCGCCCGGAAGCCACACUACGAUAUCUGGGGCAAUACGGUGAAUGUGGCGUCGCGCAUGGAGAGCACUGGCAAAGCGGGCGCUGUCCAGGUCACCGAGGAGACCUGCAAGAUACUCGAACCAUUUGGCUAUAUGUUCCAGCAACGCGGCCUGGUCGUCGUCAAGGGCAAGGGCCAGCUAAUGACCUACUAUUUGCAGGGUAAAUCGGAGAGCAGCACAGCAGCAGUGCCCAAGGCGGCCAUUGAAUUGCAUGGCGCUGAGGAGGGUGCAGAAACAGGAACUGCUCCCGUUAGUAAUCUUGAGUGCAGCACGGAGCUGGAGGCGGAUAUUAAGACACCGCUGCUGAAGCUUAAAGCGAAGGAUGCAGCAACGGAAGCAGCUGCCACCGAAUCCUGUCUGAGUAAUGGCACAGUGGGCGAAUCUCAAUCGUUGUUGGAGUAAGAAACCAAACAUAAAAUCUGUGUAUGUGUGAGUGAGUGUGUGUGUGUGUGUGCGUGUGUGUGUGUGUGUGAACAAAGAGUUAACUGUUAGACAACUGUUAUACUUGCUAAAUUUGGUUUGCCUAUAUUCGUGUGAUAUUCUGCUAAACAAAAGAAAAAAACAUUUUAAAAAAAACAUUCGAGACGACGAUUAAAGUCGGAUCAUCUUUAGUUGUGUGUAUUUGUGUGUGUGUGUGUGUGUGUGUCGUGUGUGCGUGUGUGUGUGUGUGUGCGUGUGUGUAACUGCUCUCUGCUUUUGAAAAGUUUGUAAACUGUGUACCUAAAACAAGUAUAUAACUAUAACUAAGUAUUCGAAUUAUUGUGAGUGUUUUGUUUUAAACAAAUUGUUAUUUAAUUUACAUUUAAUGAAACUGUAACAUAACAAUUCAUUUGCUUUACAACAAUUAUUAGUCGAUGUGUAGUUGAAAUCAAUUUAUAUUUCAAUUUAGGAAUUAGCAAAACAAAAAAACAAAA
Drosophila grimshawi is the source of this 4175-nucleotide messenger RNA. RefSeq names its product adenylate cyclase type 3 (gene Ac3). Gene Ontology annotation, biological process: adenylate cyclase-activating G protein-coupled receptor signaling pathway; cAMP biosynthetic process; intracellular signal transduction. Gene Ontology annotation, molecular function: adenylate cyclase activity. NCBI's taxonomy places the organism in Eukaryota, Metazoa, Arthropoda, Insecta, Diptera, Drosophilidae. The transcript has 17 exons. The record is from RefSeq and is a predicted model, not a curated record. The coding region runs from base 142 to 3663 and encodes 1173 amino acids. Gene Ontology annotation, cellular component: plasma membrane.